AUGGACUCCGAGAAUAUUUCCACCGAGAAGCUCCCAAUGCUCAAGGGAAUGGAUAACUUCCAGCAAUGGGCCUAUCAUCUCAGGCAGGCAUCGCAAGCUCGCAGUGUGAAACUCUGGAAGCUUAUCAUUGGCGAAUUUCAGCCUGCCAACGAACAUCCGAUUGCCUGGAGCAAGGCAGAGACUCGUACUCGUGCUGCCACUUACAUGCGCAUGCCUGCUGCAAAGGUCAGUGACGACCAAAUUAGAAGAUUUGUCCGCAUGUUUGUCACCACUCCAAACGAAGAGCUUGCCGAAUGGACCAAGCUAAACUCGACCGCAAUGAACCUCAUUUGUUCGACAAUUGCUCCCGGGAUCGCUCUGGGCACGGUGGAAGAGAGAUCAGCGACAAGACUUUUCGACCGAUUGACCAGGAUGUAUGGAAGGCCCAACAAAGAUGUGUUCCAGUUGAAGUUUGAUGCCUUGGCCGACUGCAACUACCGUCCCGGCACCAAGCCUCAGAACUUUGUCAAGAAGUUUUGGGAAUUGGUUAUGAACAAGCAUAAUUACACUGGUCCCUAUCACCUCACCACACAAUGGGAUCUUUAUGGUCAAUUCAUCCGCGCUGUUCGUGCUCAUGGCGACAUGCUGCAUUGGAUUACCAAUCAUAACCCAGACAUGGAAUCUGCAACGCUUCUCAAGGACACAAUCCAAUCCUUUCUCGAUUACGAGUGCAACCGUGUGCAAAACCUCGCUCGUACCCCCCGUCGUUGA
This is a messenger RNA of Penicillium waksmanii, 750 nucleotides long. RefSeq lists its product as uncharacterized. The transcript has a single exon. Lineage: Eukaryota; Fungi; Ascomycota; Eurotiomycetes; Eurotiales; Aspergillaceae. Bases 1 to 750 code for a protein of 249 amino acids. The record is from RefSeq and is a predicted model, not a curated record.